Molecule: messenger RNA, 1057 nt
Organism: Theobroma cacao (cacao)
Lineage: Eukaryota; Viridiplantae; Streptophyta; Magnoliopsida; Malvales; Malvaceae
Gene: PPD6
Product: thylakoid lumenal protein (Mog1/PsbP/DUF1795-like photosystem II reaction center PsbP family protein)
Biological process (GO): photosynthesis
Cellular component (GO): extrinsic component of membrane; photosystem II; photosystem II oxygen evolving complex
Molecular function (GO): calcium ion binding
Source: RefSeq, a predicted model, not a curated record
CCAAACCAGAUAAGAUCGGGGAGCACAAUAUAUCCAUCACACCCUUCAAUUUUCUGUUUCCUCCCACAAAAACACAACAGCAUGGCCUCUGCUACACUAACUCUUCUAUCUCCCCUCUUCCCAAAUUCUCUGAACUCUUCCCUCAAACUUAGAAUCUCAACAGUGCCAAGAAAUGGAAGUUCUACGUUAAUGCAAGAAAACCUGAAACUCGAUGAGAAAGUAAGUCUGAGGAGAGAAGUGUUGAAAGGACUCGCAAUGUUGCCGCUGCUGGUGUUGGGAGCAGCUCCCGUUUCAGAAGCAAGAGAGGUGGAGGUGGGGUCUUAUCUUCCUCCAUCUCCCACCGACCCUUCUUUUGUUGUCUUCAAGGCCUCCCCCAAAGACACCCCAGCUCUACGUGCAGGAAAUGUGCAGCCCUACCAGUUCCUCAUUCCGCCAAGUUGGAAACAAAGUCGCGUGGCCAACAUAUUAUCAGGCAAUUACUGCCAGCCUAAGUGUGCAGAGCCUUGGGUUGAAGUGAAAUUUGAAGACGAGAAGCAGGGAAAAGUGCAAGUGGUGGCAUCUCCUUUGAUACGUCUAACCAACAAGCCAAAUGCAUCAAUUGAAGAAAUUGGGAGUCCCGAGAAGGUGAUUGCCUCUCUUGGUCCUUUUGUCACUGGAAAUUCCUAUGAUCCUGAUGAACUCCUGGAAACAUCUGUUGAAAAACGUGGCGAGCAGACGUACUACAAGUAUGUUCUUGAGACACCAUUUGCUCUGACGGGUUCCCACAACCUUGCAAAGGCAACGGCAAAAGGAAGCACUGUUGUAUUGUUUGUGGCUAGUGCAACUGAUAAACAGUGGCCGACAUCCCAGAAAACUCUGAAAGCCAUGCUUGAUUCAUUUGAAGUCUAGCUCUCUGUUAGAUAUGUAGAAAGCAAAAACACAUGUUAAAUUAUCAUUCUCUUCUUCUUCUUCCUCUCUCAAAUCAUUCUGUUUAUAUUUGAUUCACAUUUAUCAAAUUGCAAAGUGGUAGAGGAUGAUACACACUGCUCUAAACCUCAAUAAACCGAAGCUUUUUUCA